AGAACUACACUUCCCGCGAUGCCGCAGGAGCAGCAUCCCUGCCUCGGGAAAUUGGGCUGCCCUAAAUGCGUGGCAGACUCCGAUCAGCACCGAAUCCCGAACUAACCACCGACUCUACCCACGCCACAGCCUCGAUAGAAUUAUUAUUUUUUCCCCCUUUCCUGCCAAAGGCUUCGCUUCCGUUCCAGCUCCAAUUUCCGACGCCAUUCUUUUCUUGGAAAUGCUUCUAUGGGAAACACAGAUGCACACAAACCGUAAUGGAGCGAACAAAGCGCAUGCGCCCACGGUGUCCGCUCGGGCAGCAAAGAGGCCCGCCAGUCUCCCAGCUCAAUCGCCCCACGCAUGCGCAGAUUAUAAACCAACACCCGGGGAGUUGAGGCGCGGGUUUGCUGGCGCGUUUUUUAGCGAAGUCGCACGUGAAGGAUAGUGGUGGCCGGAGCAGGGCACAAGCAUGGCAGGCUCAGACAGCAAUCCAUCAUGGAGCAGGCAUCUGUUCAGAGCUGUCCUGAUGGUCUUUGUGGCCCUUCUCCUCGUCCACUCAUCAUCAUCCCAGUCCUAUCGAGACUUCGCCUCACCUGGCCAACAGAAGAGGGAGGCCUCAGCCGAUCUUUUGACCCAGAUUGGCCGAUCUCUGAAGGAGACGCUGGAUGCCUGGCUGGGGCCAGAGACCAUGCAUGUGAUUUCAGAGACCCUGUUACAGGUGAUGUGGGCCAUCUCAUCAGCCAUCUCUGUGGCCUGCUUUGCCCUGUCUGGGAUCGCUGCCCAGUUGCUGAGUGCCCUGGGGCUGGAUGGUGAACAUCUCACCCAGGGCCUGAAGCUUAGCCCCAGCCAAGUCCAGACUCUUCUGCUGUGGGGAGCAGCAGCACUGGUCAUCUACUGGCUGCUGUCCCUGCUCCUGGGCUUGGUCUUGGCCUUACUAGGGCGGAUCCUGGGGGGUCUAAAGCUUGUCCUCUUCGUGGCUGGCUUUGUGGGACUGGUGAGGUCUGUGCCCGACCCAUCCACCCGGGCCUUGAUGCUCCUGGCCUUGUUGACUCUCUUUGCCUUGCUGAGCCGGCUCACUGGCUCCAGGGGCUCAGGGACCCACCUGGAAGCUAAGGUGAGAGGGCUGGAGCGCCAGAUAGAAGAGCUUCGUGGGAGGCAGAGGCGAGCAGCCAAGGCAACCCGGAGUAUGGAGGAGGAAUGACAGGGAUGUCCCACAGUGACACCCUCACCAUACCAAAGAGCUGAGCUGCUUCUGGGUCUCAUGGCCCUCCUUGUAGCCCCCUGCCCUUUCCUUGCCUGUGUCUGAACCCUUGACACCUUUACCCCUGCACUAGCCCCUAGCUGAGAGAAGAGAACCUGUCCUCUGCAGGUGUUCAGUCAAGGGAUGACUCCCUGCCCUCUCUCUGUUCCCAGCCUGCCUCCCCCAGGGCAGGUUGGAGGGGCCUCAGCUCUGGCUUCUGCUCUCAGCCAGCACCACUGCCCACUGAUCUCCAUGAUGAUUAACCUGCUGCUGCCUGGCUUCCUUACAAAAGGCCCUCCCGGACUGACGCUCCUGUUUGACCACACCCCAGCUCUCUUCUUCCUACUCAGACUCCCAUCACACCACCCUCCCAAGUCCCUCGAGACCCUCACUGUCUUCCUCUUUGCACAGCAGUGGGAAGGGCAGGAGAUGCUAGACCUGAGGAUAAGAGAGAAACAAGGUCCCCGGAAGCCUGCGCAUCUGGGUUCCAUUACAAGUGCCUUAACGGGAGUCAACAGCACCCUCCAAUUGCCCUUUGCCACACGGAAUGUAGGAAAGUGUGCUAUGGUUACUUUGUGUUCAGAGAGAGUAGUCCCUUGCAGAAUCCCGACCCUCUUGCAGCCAAAGCAAAGGCUAACUCUCCUGCAGUUGGGGCCCUGCAGGGACUGUCCGAUGUCCUUUGGGGAUUUCAGGGACUUUGAGAAACGCAGGAGGACCCAUUGUCUUGCAUUUCUCCUGUCUACUCUCUGCCAUCCCCAAGCAACUGUUGAUCAGCGUUGUGUCCCAGCAGCUGGGAAGAGCAUGGCCUUGUCCUGCCUUGCCCUGAUGUGUUCUACAGGGCCCAGGGGGAGCCCGCCACUAAGCCUCUCCACCAGGGCACUUGCUCACUCUUGGCCUUGGCCCUUAGGGCCCUCAUGGAGGGAGGUGUCCUGUGCCAGGUCCAGCACAAGAUGUGAAGAAUAAAUGCCCAUUCUUACUGAUAAGGUUUGAUGUGGAAUCACGGCCGCAGUGGUAUCUAUUUUUAUCAGUGCUUGGUUGGUUUAAAAUAAAGUGCACGCUAUUUUAUUAUCUUCUUCUGAAUAAAAUGUGUUUACUCAAA
Peromyscus eremicus (cactus mouse) is the source of this 2321-nucleotide messenger RNA. It is a transcript of the gene Tmem109, whose product is annotated as transmembrane protein 109. NCBI's taxonomy places the organism in Eukaryota, Metazoa, Chordata, Mammalia, Rodentia, Cricetidae. The transcript is spliced from 4 exons. The record is from RefSeq and is a predicted model, not a curated record. Gene Ontology annotation, biological process: intrinsic apoptotic signaling pathway in response to DNA damage by p53 class mediator; cellular response to gamma radiation. Bases 452 to 1183 code for a protein of 243 amino acids.